GCUUAUAUGUAUCUUCUUCGUUGUUGGCUGAGCGUAUCCCACACGGAUUUUGGCUUCUUUACCAAGAAAUCCAACGCAGCCUGAUUCAGUCAACCCCCUUUUUUCCAUUACUCGUUUCCGCUCUGCCGCGUCGUUUAAAUAUAUGGAUCGGCGGAGAAAUGGGCGUCUGCGUUUCGUGAUUGCUUAGAAUCCGAAGAUCGAGGAUAUACAGAGACGACGAUUGAUUCGAGGAGUGAAUAAUGGUACUGCCACUUUUGAAGCUCGGAACGCUUGCGUUGAAGACUCUGAGUAAACCCAUUGCCGGUCGGCUCAAGAAGGAAGCCGGGCGACACCCUACGUUCCGCAAUUUAAUCGUCAGCUUUGCUCAGGCAAACCACCGAAUCACAACUACAAUGCAAAGACGUAUAUAUGGUCAUGCAACUGAUGUUGAAAUACGACCUUUGAAUGAGGAGAAAGCUGUCCAAAAUGCUGUAGACCUUCUUGGGGAACUCUUUAUUUUCUCGGUUGGUGUAGCUGCUCUUAUCUUUGAAGUGCAGCGAAGUUCUCGAUCAGAAGCUAAGAAGGAGGAACUCCGUCGGAAAGAAAUGGAGGCAGUGAGGCUACGAGAGGAUGAGCUAGCGAGGGAGAUAGAAGCGCUUAAACACCAAAUCCAAGAGCUUGAACAGCUAGCAAGGGGGCGAGGGCUUGCUGGUAUGUUCAAGUACAGAAAUCCCCAGACUGAACAAGAAAAGUCAGCAACGCCUGCAUGAUCUGUGCACAAAGUGUCACAAUUUCUUUACCAUUCUUUGGUCCUACUUUCCCAUUUACAAUGAAAACGAAAUCUAAACUCUGCUCUUGGUGAUCGGGGAAAAAUAAAUUCAAACUUGGGAUGGGAUGGGAUGUAGCCAUUCUUGCCACCUCACGACAUACAAUUAUAAAACGGGAGAAGUAGAAUACCCUCACAUUUUUUGUUUUGUCAAUUUGUGAUAUACGGUAUACCCAGAAAUUUUAUAAUAUUUGACCUGUGUUUCGUUGAGCUCACGCUUCUUCUUUUCCCAAUUCUUGACAUCACCAAGCACAUUUUAUUUGAGAUAUGCAUUCAUAUUAUCUGAUGCACAUUUAGCACAA
Ipomoea nil (Japanese morning glory) is the source of this 1107-nucleotide messenger RNA. RefSeq names its product OPA3-like protein. The transcript is spliced from 4 exons. Gene Ontology annotation, cellular component: mitochondrion. Gene Ontology annotation, biological process: regulation of lipid metabolic process. Bases 240 to 749 code for a protein of 169 amino acids. Lineage: Eukaryota; Viridiplantae; Streptophyta; Magnoliopsida; Solanales; Convolvulaceae. The record is from RefSeq and is a predicted model, not a curated record.